Molecule: messenger RNA, 545 nt
Organism: Drosophila innubila
Lineage: Eukaryota; Metazoa; Arthropoda; Insecta; Diptera; Drosophilidae
Product: neo-calmodulin
Exons: 1
Coding region: 48-494 (148 amino acids)
Molecular function (GO): enzyme regulator activity; calcium ion binding
Source: RefSeq, a predicted model, not a curated record
CCGUAUUUUGAAAAUUUAUAGAAAAAGGGUUUUAAAUUUAGCGCGUCAUGAUGGAAGGCUUGAACGACGACAUACUGCAAGAGGUACGAGCUGCCUUUCAGGUAUUCGAUCCCUUGGGUACCGGAAAGAUCACCAGCAAGCAGAUGGGUGUUGCGAUGAGGAAUCUUGGACAUUUCCCUACGGAAGCCGAGCUAUACGAUAUGAUUGAUGAAAUCGAUUUGGAUGGCGAUGGGGAAAUCGACUUUUUCGAGUUUCUGCAGAUGAUACUCAAGCGCAUGGAGGGUCUCAACAAGGAUGAGAAUCUUAUGGCGGCAUUCAAGCUCUUUGAUCGCGAUGAGGAUGGUUUUAUAUCGCCCAUCGAGCUGCGCACGGUUAUGUAUAAUCUGGGCGAAAGAUGUACCGAGGAGGAGUUCCAUGAUAUGAUGAGGGAAAUCGAUCUCGAUAACGAUGGUAAAAUCAGCUAUCAGGAGUUCGUCAAUGGUGUUAGGAAUUAAUUGUUUUAAAAUUAUAAAAACUCAAUAAAAUGAAAGCUAUAUAGAACCCUU